UGUUACUUUGCCUGCUGUCUUCAAGGCUCCAAUUUGUCUAGAUAUUGUAAAUUUUGUUCAUACCAACUUGAGAAAAAAUAACUGGCAACCUUAUGCUGUCAGUGAAUUAGCAGGUCAUCAGACCAGUGCUGAGUCUUGGGGAACUGGCAGAGCUGUUGCUCAAAUUCCUUGAGUUUGGGGUGGAGGGACUCAUCGCUCUGGCCAGGGUGCUUUUGGAAAUAUGUGCUGAGGAGGUCGCUUGUUUGCUCCCACCAAGACUUGGUGCCAUUGGCAUCAGAGAGUGAACACAACACAAAAACGUUAUGCCGUUUGUUCUGCCUUGGCAGCCUCUGCCCUGCCAGCAUUGGUGAUGUCAAAAGGUCACCGAAUUGAAGAAGUUCCAGAACUUCCUCUAGUGGUUGAAGAUAAAGUGGAGGGUUAUAAGAAGACCAAGGAAGCAGUUCUGCUGCUUAAGAAGCUGAAGGCAUGGAAUGACAUCAAAAAGGUCUAUGCUUCUCAGCGUAUGCGAGCUGGUAAGGGUAAAAUGAGAAACUGUCAUCAUAUCCAGCGUAGGGGACCUUGUAUCAUCUACAAUGAAUUCAAUGGUAUUAUCAAGACCUUCAGAAACAUUCCUGGUAUUACUCUCCUUAAUGUAACCAAAUUGAACCUAUUGAGACUUGCUCCUGGUGAGCAUGUUGGGCAUUUCUGUAUUUGGACUGAAAGUGCCUUCUGUGAGUUGGAUGAGCUGUAUGGUACAUGGCGCAGGCCUGCCAAACUGAAGAGUCAUUACAAUCUUCCAAGGCACAAGAUGACCAACACAGACCUUACCAGGAUUUUGAAAAGCCCGGAAAUCCAUAGGGCCCUCCAUGCACCAUGCAAAAAGAUUCAUAGACGAGUACUCAAGAAGAAUCCUCUGAAAAACUUGAGGAUCAUGGUGAAACUAAACCCAUAUGCCAAGACAAUGCACUGAAAUAUAAUUCUACGCCAAGCUAAGAAUAGGAGAAUCAGAGAAAACAAAAGAGCUGCUGCACUAAAGAAGAUUAUGGAGGCAAAGAAGGCAAUAGAUGAGAAGAAGAAGAAAAA
Monodelphis domestica (gray short-tailed opossum) is the source of this 1062-nucleotide messenger RNA. The record is from RefSeq and is a predicted model, not a curated record. Lineage: Eukaryota; Metazoa; Chordata; Mammalia; Didelphimorphia; Didelphidae.